UCAAAUUAGACAGUUACGAAAAAAAAGCCAACCUAAGACAGCUUCUCCCGUCCUUCGUCUUUCACGCCGCCGUGACCGCCCUUCUCUCGUCAUGCAGCGCCGCCGCUAGGAUCCUUCAACGGCGGUGCGUCCUCCUCACCCCCAACGGCGGUGCAUCCUCCUCAUUCCCAACCGCAAGAUUUGAUGUGAACAACACCAGGGCAAAAAUAGGGACGAAGUGAAUCAGCUUCUGCUUGGACCCCUGUCUCGGCUUGUGUUUUCUGGAGGGUUUUUAACGAGUUUCGGACAAAUUCAUCAUAUCACCAAACAAUACGAGGACUGACUUUACGAACACAAGGAAAAAUGACAGGAGAUAAGAGCUGGAUGGAUAAGGAUAGAGAUUCUGCUGAGUGGCAAACUGGCCUGAAGGAUUUCUUGAGGCUCGCUUUUCCUGAUGCUCGUCCAAAUUCAACUGCCCCAUGCCCAUGUAGGAAAUGUCUGAAUAAUGCUCGGAGAAAAAAGAGGGAUGUUCAUAGUCACUUGCUGCACAAUGGUAUGGAUCCGGCCUACACUAAUUGGAUAUACCAUGGUGAGCAACCAGAUGAGGGCAACAUUUCUGAUGAUUCUGAUGAUGAAGACGCCGUAGACGAUGGUGCUGGGUUGUGUGACAUGCUCAAUACUCUCAUUAGGGGCACCAACAUGGAAAGCAAUGCAGAUCAUGAUGAAGGUGCAGGAGACAUUCAUGUGGAUGAUUCUGGCAGUGAAGGAACGAGCCAGGAGCCAAAUGCAACAGCCAAGGUAUUCUUCGAGCUAUUGAAAGAGGCAAAAAAAGAGUUGUACCCAGGUUGCGAGGAUGCCACAAAGCUAUCUUUCAUUGUGAAGCUUUACCAAAUCAAGUGCGUGACUGGGAUGACCAACAGAGCAUGCGACUUGAUUCUCCAGAUGUUCACGCAGAUGCUGCCAAAGGGUCACUGCAUUCCUACUAAUCUCGCAAAAGUAAGGAAGGUGAUCCGCGAUCUUGGGCUUGACUACAGGAAGAUACACGUAUGCAUUAAUGAUUGCGUGCUAUUCCGUGGUGAGCAUGCUAAUGCAGAAGAAUGCCCUGUCUGUCAUGCUUCACGAUGGAAAUCUACUCCUACAACUGAUGAAGACAAUGUAUCAAGACAUAAGAAGCCAGUGCCACAGAAAGUUUUAUGGUAUUUCCCACUGAUUCCAAGACUGCAAAGGCUGUACAUGACAGAAGCUAUGUCAUCGCAUAUGAAAUGGCAUCAUGAGGGUCGUCUGGAUGAUGGCGUAAUGAGGCACCAUGCAAAUUCGAAGGCGUGGAAGCAUGUUGAUAAGAAAUAUCAUAAGAAGUUCUCAAAAGAUGCUCGCAGUGUUCGACUUGGCCUUGCUUCGGAUGGAUUCAACCCCUUUGGGCUCAUGAGUAUAUCACACACUACAUGGCCUGUCAUUCUUAUCCCUUAUAACUUGCCACCUUGGAUGUGUAUGAAACAACAAAAUUGGAUCAUGUCAAUGAUUAUUCCAGGGCCAAAGUCAGCAGGAAAUAACAUAGAUGUGUACUUGCAGCCUUUGGUGGAUGAACUGAAUGUUCUAUGGGAGGAUGGUGCUUACACAUAUGAUGCUGCAACCAAAGAAAAUUUCAGGCUGUAUGCAUGCUUGUUGUGGACCAUCAAUGACUACCCAGCUUUCGCAAUGCUGAGUGGUUGGAGCACAAAAGGAAAGCUAGCAUGCCCUUAUUGCCACAGACAUACAGAUUUCCUAUGGCUCAAGUAUGGUCGAAAGCAUUGCUACAUGGGACACCGACGUUUUCUCCGCAGGAACCAUAAAUGGCGUCGAAACAAGUGUUUGUUCAACAACAAAACAUAUGAUAGGGAAGCUCUGGUACCACUUACAGGUGAAGAAGUUGUACAACAGCUUGAUAGCAUUCAGCAUGCACCAUUUGGGCGAUCAAAUAAGAGAAAGCGACCGGAAACUAAUAGCUGGCAUAACUGGCGGAAGAAAAGUGUAUUUUUCCAACUCCCAUAUUGGAAGCACUUGCUGGUUAGGCACAAUUUGGACGUUAUGCACAUCGAGAAGAACAUCUGCGACAGCGUUCUUGGGACUUUGCUUGAGAUGGAUGGGAAAUCAAAGGAUGGUGUGAAGGCUCGUCUUGAUUUGGAGUACUUGAAAAUUAGGAAGGACCAGCAUCCAAAGCCUGGUAAGAACAAGUAUGAAAUAAAGAAAGGUUGCUAUGCUUUAAAAAAGGAAGAGAAGAUAUUGCUCCUCAAAUUUUUGCAGAGCAUUAAGAUGCCCGAUGGAUAUGCUUCACACAUUAAACGAUGUGUGGUCCUCGAUCAGUGCAAGAUUACUGGACUCAAAACUCAUGACUGUCAUGUUAUAUUUCAGAAACUUCUUCCUAUUGCAUUGCGCAAGCUUCUGCCAGAGAAUGUUCUUAACCCAUUGCUUCAACUGAGUAAAUUCUUUUCUGAUUUAUGCUCCAAGGAGUUAAAGGAUGAGGAUUUGGUGAAGUUGAGCGAAACAAUCCCAGAAACUCUAUGCCAGCUCGAGAUGAUCUUUCCACCUGCAUUCUUUGAUAUUAUGAUGCAUCUGCCAAUUCAUCUCGCUGAAGAGGCAUGAUUGGGAGGGCCUGUCUUGUACAGAUGGAUGUAUCCAAUUGAGCGAUACUUGCGUACGCUGAAAGGGUAUGUGCGUAACAAGGCUCACCCAGAGGGUUCUAUUGCAGAGGGGUACAUACUCGAAGAGUGCAUGACUUUUUGCAGUCGAUUCGUUGAUGGCAUGCCUACAAAGAUAAGUCAGUCCGAACGCCAUGAAGAUGGACGUGCAGAUGAACCACCAACAGGGAUUAUUAUAAUGAGUACAGUUGAUUACUCCAAGAAAGGUUUUGCUCUUGAACAACUAUCUUUGGCUGAGGUUAAUGACAUGAGGCAUUUCAUACUAACAAACUGCGGGGACACCGCGCCAUGGGCUAAGGAACAUCUCGAGGAGCUGAAAAGGAACAAUUCUCGUAAUCCUGAUAAGCAACAUAGGCAAGAGUUUGUUGGCUGGUUUGAGAGAAGGAUCACUGAACUCCACAAGGAUGGGAAGGUCCACAAGGAUGGGAAGGUCAGCAAUCUUAUUUAUGCACUAGCCAAAGGACCUGACCAUCUAGCUCGUGUUUACAACCGUACAGUUCUGAAUGGAUACUUCUUUCGGAAUUCCUACAUAGAGCAGGACUUGAGUACCCAAAAUAGUGGCGUCGUAGUCAAGGGCGAUAAAGCCACAGGAAAUAUUGAUUAUCAUGGGGUGAUCAAGAAAAUCAUAUUUCUUGACUAUCCACCUGAUAAGGAGGUUGUACUAUUCCAGUGUGACUGGUUUGAUGCGCCUCCUGCUAAUAGAACUCAGAGCAGGGGUUAUAAGAAGGAUAAAUAUGGAAUUAUUGACCUUCGCACUACUGCACACCGAUUCAAGGAAGACCCUUACAUUCUAGGUCUCCAGGCUCAACAGGUUUUCUAUGUGAGAGAUGUGAAGAACCCUGAUUGGGCAAGUGUUAUUAAAAUGAAUCCACGCAAUUUGUUUGCUCCGUCUGUUUUAAAUGGUGUCGGCCUUGAUGAAGCUGCUGAAGCCGAUGAAGGCGGUGACGCAGACGUACUGGAUGUUGUCGAUGCGGAAAUUAUAGUCCCAGAAUUUACUGUACCUGAAGAGAUCACUAGCUGGUACAGAAAUGAUGAUGAACGAUCCAGCGUUGAUGCUUCUGUUAUCAAAAAUAUAAAACCUGUUGAGUUUGAAGAUGUUCACUUCGAUUCUGAUGAUGAUAUCGAUGAUGAUGAGGCUUACAUAAAUGAUGGCCAUGUUGCUCCUUUGGGACAAGAAGAAUUGGAUGAUGACCACGGGUUCUUUGUGUAGUUUCAAAUAUCUUGGUAAGAUUUUCCACAUGUUAAGCCAUGAAUACAGAUUCCUGAAGUUUUUUUCAUUUUAAGAAUAGUAUCUCUCAUAUCCACAUGUUAAGCUAUGGAUGCAUGCCCGUAUACUUAGCUAUGGAGAAAUUAUAAUGAUCUAUCUUACUUGUUCACUCGUCAUUGCAAGUUAA
This is a messenger RNA of Lolium perenne, 4048 nucleotides long. RefSeq lists its product as uncharacterized. The record is from RefSeq and is a predicted model, not a curated record. Lineage: Eukaryota; Viridiplantae; Streptophyta; Magnoliopsida; Poales; Poaceae.